AUGGGUACCGAACCUAAACAAGCCACAUGUAUGGUAAAUUUUUUGGUCGUUAAAGCCUCAUCAACCUAUAAUGCCAUCCUUGGGAGGACUGGAAUACAUGCUUUUAAGGCAAUCCCGUCCACUUACCACAUGAAGAUUAAAUUCCCAACUAGGAACGGAAUUGGAGAGGAACUGGGAGAUCAGAAAAUGGCCCGAAGCUGUUAUAUUGGGGCCUUAAGGUCCGGAGGAACUGGGGGGCAAGUGCUACCCAUAGAAGAUCUCGAUGUCCGAGAAGAGGAAGAAAGAAGAGGCAAACCUGCCGAAGACUUGGUUCCAAUCCCAUUGUAUACUGAGGAACCUGAAAAGGUCACUUAUGUUGGAGCAUUACUCCAGGAAGACUUGAAGCAAGAAAUAGUGAGAUUCUUGAGGAACAAUCGUGAUGUUUUUGCUUGGACAGCGGCAGACAUGCCAGGUAUUGAUCCUUUAUUCAUGACUCAUAAGUUGAAUGUGAAUCCUGAUAGGAAACCGAUUAAGCAAAAGAAGAGGAAUUUCGCCCCCGAGAGGCAGGAAGCCAUUAAACAGGAGGUCAAUAAGUUGUUGGAAGCUGGGUUUAUUGAGGAAAUUCAAUUUCCAGAAUGGCUAGCUAACCCUGUCAUGGUCAAGAAGGCCAAUGGAAAGUGGAGGAUGUGCGUAGACUUCACUGAUCUGAAUGAUGCUUGUCCCAAGGACUGUUUCCCUCUUCCAAGGAUAGACACACUAAUAGACGCCACUGAUGGCCAUGAGAUGCUAAGCUUCAUGGACGGCUUCAGCGGAUAUAAUCAGAUCCGGAUGGACAACGACGAUGUCCCCAAGGUAUCAUUCAUUACCGACUUUGGUGUAUUCUGUUAUUUGGUUAUGGAUUUUGGACUUACGAAUGCAGGAGCCACAUACCAACGCCUAGCAAACAAAAUGUUCAAACAUCUGAUAGUUAAGACUAUGGAAGUAUACGUUGAUGAUAUGCUGGUGAAAAGCUUGAAUAAAGUGGAUCACCUAGAACAUUUGAAAGAAGCUUUUGAAGUCUUGAGGACGCAUAAGAUGAUGUUAAACCCGGCCAAGUGUGCCUUUGGAGUUGGUUCCGGGAAGUUCCUUGGUCUAAUGGUCUCCAAACGUGGUAUUGAGGCCAAUCCUGACAAAAUAAAAGCUAUCCUCGACAUGGAACCACCCAAAAGUAUAAGGGAUGUACAGAAGUUAACAGGUAGGAUCGCGGCCCUGGGAAGGUUUGUAUCCAAGUCGGGAGACAAAUGCUUACCUUUCUUCAAAGCCUUGAAGAAGGUUAAGAACUUCGAGUGGACAGAAGAGAGCCAAGUAGCUUUUGAAGAACUAAAGAAGUACAUGGCAGAGCCACCUCUCCUAUCAAAACCCAUUGAUGGUGAGACCUUGUAUGUAUACCUGGCUGUUUCAGAACAAGCACUGAGCGCUGUAUUAGUUCGAGAGGAGUUGAAAGUUCAAAAACCGGUGUACUACGUGAGCAAGGUUUUGCAUGGAGCGGAGCUCAAUUACUCGGUGAUCGAAAAGUUUGCUUUGGCCAUGAUUACAGCCUCAAGGAAGUUAAGACCAUAUUUUCAAUCUCACAAAAUAGAAGUCUUGACAGACCAACCUCUUCCGAUUAAGGCUCAGGCUUUAGCUGACUUCCUCGUUGAAUGUACCAUUAACAACGAGGAAGUCGGGGGGCAAGAGGACAAGAUUGAAGACAAGGUUGAAGAACCCAAGCAACCUAAAGAAUAUUGGUUACUGUUUUUUGACGGGGCUUCAAAAACAAAAGGUAGUGGUGCAGGACUCGUGCUCCAAAGCCCCGAUGGCUUUACUGUGGAAUACACCAUUAAGCUGGACUUCCCAACUACUAAUAACGAAGCUGAAUAUGAGGCUUUAAUAGUUGGGCUUGGUUUAGCCCGAACCCUGAGGGUAAGGAACUUGAAGGUCUGUGGUGACUCGAAACUUGUAGUUUUCCAAGUAAAUGGUGAGUUUGAAGCUCGGGAAGACACAAUGCUUAGAUAUUUGAGAAUGUUAAAGACCCAAAUGGCACUGUUUGAAGAAUGCAUAGUAGAAUAUGUGCCGAGGGAGGAAAACACUAAGGCUGAUGCCUUAUCACAAUUUGUGUCCUCUGAUGAUGAGGUAUGCUCGGGAAGUGUUUAUUAUCAGGUUAUGAGAACCCCAAGCAUCGAUGCAAAAUUAGUUGCUCCAAUUGACACGGGGGCCACCUGGAUGGAUGAAAUCAUGUUGCACCUGGAGAAUGGUCAUCUACCAACCAAUACCGACGAAGCACGAAAGUUACAGGUAAGGGCCCUUAAGUAUGUCCUCAUUGAGGGGAUCUUAUACCGGAAGUCAUUUGUAAUCCCUUACUUGACAUGUCUAAGGCCAGAUGAGGCAAGGGAAGCUCUUAGGGAAGUUCACGAAGGGGUAUGUGUCCAACACCUUGGAGGAAGGGCAUUGGCUCACAAAGUCCCUCGUCUUGGAUUUUAUUGGCCAGAUAUGCUUAAACAUGCCCAAGAUUAUGUGAAAAGAUGUGAUCGUUGUCAAAGAUUCGCACCAAUAGUACGACAGCCCCCUGAGAUAUUGACAUCCAUUAAUACUCCAAUCCCUUUUGCCAUGUGGGGAAUGGAUAUCCUUGGACCAUUCCCACUUGCUAGUGCACAAAGGAAGUUCUUGUUGGUAGCCAUUGACUACUUUACUAAGUGGAUUGAGGCCAAACCUCUGGCCAAGAUAACCACCGAACAGGUUGCUCAGUUUGUAUGGGAAAAUAUUAUCUGCAGGUACGGAAUACCACGAAUCAUAUUGACAGACAAUGGGACUCAGUUCAACAAUGCUGAGUUCAAGAGUUAUUGUGAAGAUUAUUCGAUUGAAUUACGCUUUACCUCAGUUGCUCACCCUCAAGCUAAUGGGCAGGCUGAGGUGGCUAACAGGAUAAUCCUUGAUGGACUAAAAAAGAGAGUUGAGAAGGCCCAGGGGUUAUGGACCGAGGAACUGCUUCCAAUACAUUGGGCGUAUCGGACAACUUGUAAAGUUUCUACCGGAACAACCCCUUUCCAGUUAGCUUAUGGAGCUGAGGCAGUUGUGCCCCUAGAAAUCACACACACGUCCUCAAGGGUCCAGCACUAUGAACCAGGUGCCAAUGAGGAAGGCAUGAGACUUGCACUCGAUAUGAUUGAUGAAAUCCGUGAUGAAGCUCAUGCUAAGAUUGUGGAAAACUAG
This is a messenger RNA of Daucus carota subsp. sativus, 3207 nucleotides long. RefSeq lists its product as uncharacterized. The record is from RefSeq and is a predicted model, not a curated record. Gene Ontology annotation, biological process: DNA integration. The transcript has 2 exons. Gene Ontology annotation, molecular function: nucleic acid binding; RNA-DNA hybrid ribonuclease activity. The coding region runs from base 1 to 3207 and encodes 1068 amino acids. Lineage: Eukaryota; Viridiplantae; Streptophyta; Magnoliopsida; Apiales; Apiaceae.